ACAGUGGUGGACACACUGACCGGCUGCUCCGAGUCACCAUGGACCCUGAAGGCCUGAAGCUCCUGCUGCCCUCUACGACCCUAGCAGCCCUGGCGAACAGCUGGCUGCAAGAAGACUGCCCAAGCCUCAAUUUUGCAGCCUUGGUCACUGGAUCAGGUCCCGCACAGGCAGCGCUGUGGGCCAAAUCUCCAGGGGUUCUGGCCGGGCGACCUUUCUUUGAUGCCAUCUUUACCCAGCUCAACUGCCAAGUGUCCUGGUUCCUCCCAGAGGGAUCGAAGCUGGUACCUGUGGUCAAGGUGGCCGAAGUCCGGGGGCCUGCCCACCACCUGCUGCUGGGGGAACGGGUGGCCCUGAACACCCUGGCCCGCUGCAGUGGGAUUGCCAGCGUGGCGGCGACAGCUGUGGAGGUGGCCAGGGGCACGGGCUGGAAUGGGCAUGUGGCGGGCACGAGGAAGACCACUCCGGGGUUCCGAUUGGUGGAGAAGUACGGGCUCCUAAUCGGCGGGGCUGCAAGCCACCGCUACGACCUGGGAGGACUGAUAAUGGUGAAAGACAAUCACGUAAUAGCAGCCGGCGGCGUGGAAAAGGCGGUGCAGAGGGCCCGGCAGGCAGCCGACUUCGCCCUGAAGGUAGAGGUGGAAUGCAGCAGCCUGAAGGAGGCCUUGCAGGCAGCAGAGGCUGGGGCUGAUCUGGUCCUGCUGGACAACUUCAAGCCUGAGGAGCUGCACCCCACAGCGGCUGCCCUGAAAGCCAAGUUCCCCAGCGUGGCUGUGGAAGCCAGUGGGGGCGUCACACUGGGCAACCUCCCCCAGUUCUGCGGGACCCACAUUGACAUCAUCUCGCUGGGGAUGCUGACGCAGGCCGCUCCAGCCCUGGAUUUCUCCCUCAAGCUGUUUGCUGAAGGUGCUACUCCAGUGCCUCAUGCCCGUAGGACCUAAAGCCGGAAAAGACGCCACCAGCAGGCGACACUCUGGCUUGUUGGCCCUCUCAGGUCACACCUCUUUAGGUUCAGAGGCGACCAGACUCACCUGACACCUGAGCUUUCCACUAGCUCCACCAGCCCCGGCUUGUGUGACCUGCCGGGGCCGACUUUGAUUUUGCUCGCCUCAGUUUUCUCAUCUGUAAGAUAGGUCUAAUAAACGUUCGACCUUACUGAGCUGUGGACGACAGUUACUGCACACCGAGGGGCCAGUAAAUGCUAGAAAGCAGUACUGCUCCCCUACUCUAAGACAUAAACUUGUUUUCAAACAUGGCCUUCUAGGAAGGU
Molecule: messenger RNA, 1267 nt
Organism: Chionomys nivalis (European snow vole)
Lineage: Eukaryota; Metazoa; Chordata; Mammalia; Rodentia; Cricetidae
Gene: Qprt
Product: quinolinate phosphoribosyltransferase
Exons: 4
Coding region: 39-938 (299 amino acids)
Biological process (GO): quinolinate catabolic process; NAD+ biosynthetic process
Cellular component (GO): cytoplasm
Molecular function (GO): nicotinate-nucleotide diphosphorylase (carboxylating) activity
Source: RefSeq, a predicted model, not a curated record